UGGCCGAGGCACGCCUUCUGCGCUGGGCCUAAUUCUGCUGGUCCUAUCGGAGAUGGCCACUUCUCUUCCUCGCCUCGUGGAGUUGUUACCGCCUGAAGCACUGGCGCUCUCCCCACAGCACUGGCACAGGCUCCUCUGGUUGGUGCGGCUGGCAGAUGUGGGCGUGUCUGGGCGUGGCUCUGGCGUGUCACGUGACGUCCUGACGUCACACCUGGCCUUGCACUGGCACUGGCUGGAGGACAAGUUGGCGGACCUCUUGGAGCAUGUACAGAGAACCGUGCCCCGUGUUGCCAUGGCGACGGACGAGCUGCAUCGCAUGUGGUCAGGGGACGACGCCACGGCCAAGCUGUACGGCAAGCGGCUGGCGACCUUCGGACACCCUCGACCUUUCCUGACCCAGCGCCAGGCUGACCUGGUGGCCAGACUGACUGACAUUGUGCUCCGACUGACCUCAGGGGGAGUGAUGACGUCACAGUGGUCCAAUGCACAGGUUAAGACUUUGCUCCAAGUGGAUACUCCCAUGAAAAGACUCAUUAUGCAACUGGCUGAGAAGAUCUCAAGAGAUGAGGAAGAUGUUGCUCAAGACUUCAGUGAGCUCCUAGCUACCCUGUCAGUGAGAGGCCUACUCCCUGAUCGUGCUGGUGUUGCCAUGGAGAUGGAUGAUGCUGGCGGGGAUGCGACGGACAGUGGCACAUGUCGUGUGGUAGAAGCGGAUGUGACUUGUGUGGGCCAGAGGGCUCCCUUGUGGCCACUGUUUGAACAUAUGGCUGCUCUCGUUCAGCUGUGCUUUACUGUUGGCGGUCUGAGUGAUGACCUGAGGUCAGCUGCUGGGGAGGACGACGAACAGCUGAGGGAAUAUCUCCUGACCCACACCUCCCAGGGACUGGACGUUUGUGUCAGGCGUUCUACCGCCGAGACUGACUCUCAGGUGCAAAGUUUUCUCAAGCUUCAGGAUGUUUUUGAACUGCUGUGGGCGUGCAAAGCUUCACAUAACCCAACUCUCUGGCUCAACUGGAGUGGGCAAGACGAAGAACCAUCUUUUGAAAAAGAAGACCUUGGUCCGGCAUUCCUGCACCAGCCCUCGUUGUCCCGAUCGGCCAUGACAGUGCUGGCGAGCGGGCCGAGGCUGAGGACUGUGACGGACUUACUUCCCCUGGAAGUGCAUCUGGGUCAGCUGAAGGAGGAGCGUCUGAGUGUGUCGGGCGUGGCGAGACACGUGUGGUGCCACGGUCCUGUUCUGGGAUGUCAGACCUACGACGUCAGGCAAACAGAACUGCAUCUGCUGUGGUUCUCCUUCAUCAAACUGCUGCGCCUCCUGCAGCUGUACGCGCCUCCAGAACAACAGGCUGCCUGGGUUGCCAUGUCAACACAGCUAGACGCCUACACCCCAUCAGCCGUUCAGAAUAACCAAAUAUGGGAGCAUAUCCUCCAGACAGUAGACAAUGACAACUUGCUGGGCUCGAUGACCAGCCUCAGAUCCGCAUCCACGGUGCGCUGCUGUAUUGACGCGGUGCGCAAAGCGUGUGGGGAAGGCAGUGCCAAAGGACGUGAGAGGGAGAGGUCAGCAGAUGUCGGGCGUGCUAUGGCACUGACCGGGCUGCUCCAGGCUCACAUGUUGGCCCCGCGUGGACCGGUGGAUCCUGUGGAGAAGGCUGGCCUCAAACUGCAGCAUGUUCUGAAUGAGACUGAGGAGAUUGAUGUCCGUUUAUCCACCUGGGACAGCUAUUUGACCUUCAGAUGUGGGCGGAGCUUAGCUGACACGCCCACUGAGCAUGUUCAUCCUGAGAUCCGACGUCUACGUGACAGGAGGGAACAGCUGGAAAAGACUCGGGCGAAGCUGGAGCAGAGGAAGGCGUACAGGCCUGAGCCUUCACAGUUCAAAGAGUUGUGCCAGUCUGUGAGUGGGUUCCUGGACAGUAGUCUAUCGCUGUCUCGCCUUACGGAUCUGACUCACAAACUGUCGUCAUUCACCCGCGACGACCUUCCAACGGCAGAGACAACACUGACAACUGCCCUGCAGGAGGAGAAGGUGUGGCAGGACAGUGCGCAGCGUUUCCUGCGUCAGCUGAAGCAAAAGUUCCCGCUGUAUCGCGACUUGCUGUGCCCUGUGCACCUUGCAAUACACCAGGUGAAGUAUGGGCUGAGACUAAUGGCCCAUCAUGUGGAGUGUGAGCUCAAGUCAAGGAAGCUGGGUGGAGUGCUCACCCUCAACAGACUGGUGGUCAGCCUAUGCAGCUUCCCCAGCGUCAAUGCCGUGACCCCUGACCUCUUGACCCUGGCCACCCAGCUGUCUCUGACCUCCACUCACAACAGCCUGGCCUCAGUGUUCCACACAGAGGAGAUCCAGAAAGGUGGCACUGGUGCUGUCAAUGUGCCACUGGACGCGGUCAAAUCAAGGUUGCUGAUCUGUGUGCUUUGGCUGAUGAGGGCUCACUGCUCCAGUAGCCAGCGCCUGGACGCCCGACUGACCGCUGGGCUUUUCCGGGUGUUUGACCUCUUCGCUCAGGCGUGGACGGCCCAGGAGAAUCGUCGCCGGCAACGGGAGGCUGAGAAGGCUGCGCUGUUCCGUUACAAGGAGGAGACCCAUGGCGACGAGAGGUCAGAGGCAGAGAGAGAGGAGGCCGAGUUUAAGGCUGCUUAUCCGACGUUUGACAAAGAUUUCGUGGACGUGACAGGGGCGGACCGGCUAGAAGAUGUUGGACAGGAGGCCGAGGUCCCAGCUGAAGACCAGCGAGUUGUGUCCCUUGAGGAAAUCUCCAGCGCAGAGAUUGUCACGGCCUGCCGAAUCCACCAGGAACUGUUCACGUCCCUGACCUCUGCCCACUGGCUGACCGACCUCCCUCGGGGUCAGGGGUUGGUGCAGUGUGACCUCCUCUCCCCGGCUCUUUUGGCCUAUCAGCUGGGCUCGGAGCUGGUCAAACGACACUACAGUUUGCUGGGUUGUGAGGCUGACCGUGAGAUCAUGGGUUCUCACCUACUAGUAGCUGGGAGCAUGUCUCAGUAUCUGGAGUCUUUGGACUCAAAUUCUGUGGAACAGCAGCUACUUCCACCAUCAUUCAGCUGUGGCAAGGCAAAGAAAAGCUACAACUUCUACUACGAUACCAACAUUCAGGAAGUGAUGAAAUGCCGACCAGUGAUUGACGGCCUCCGUGUCCGAGUGGAUGAACUUCAGAAGGAGUGGCCCCAGCACCCCACUCUUAUCCUGUUGCAGCAGGUCAUGACCCGUAUCCUGUCCUUCCCCGUCAGCUGUCCAGUGGUCAAGUUCCUCACAGGGCUGGAGUUGCUGCUGGAAAAAGCUCAGGAGUGGGAGAGUAACGCUGCGUCGCACGUGUCGCUGUCUGUGUGGUUGACGGAGAUCACCAGGGUCAUCGUGCAGUGGAGGAAGCUGGAGUUGAGCUGUUGGAACAGUGCUCUAGACACAGAGGAGGAGAACUGCAAGGUCAAGGCCACACAGUGGUGGCUCCACCUGUAUCAGCUGACUUCUGAUCACCUGGCUGGUCGACUGACAGAGCCGGCAGCAGACGGUCAGGAGGAUUCCAGUCAAGACAUUCUGACCUCACUGAAGAAGUUUAUGGAGAGCUCCACACUAGGGGAGUACACAGUGAGGCUAGGGAUGCUGCAGGCCUUCCACUGUCAGCUGCUCAAUAUGGAGGCUUCGGAGAACCAACGACAACUGAUGCACAUGUUGUGGAAUGUGAACCGGUUCUACGGGCAGUUUGAGGAGGCUGUGCUCACCCAGAUCAAACAGCUGAGGGCACCCAUAGAGAAACAACUCAAGGGUUUUGUGAAGAUUGCCCGCUGGAGUGACAUGAACUACUGGGCCCUGAAGAGUUCCACCGAGAAAACACAUCGCACGGUGCACAAACACAUCAAAGAGUAUCAAGCGGUGCUGAGACAACCGGUGCAGAGUCUGCUGGGAGACAAGGGAGACAACCUGGUAGUUCAGGCCGUGGAGCAGAGUUCUGGAUUCCCGCUGAAAGACAAGAUCGCUGCCUUCACCUCCACACUUUUGAAGCAAAUCGACAGUGUGAAAGAGGCUGCGUCUACGAAGGACCUCACCCAAGGUCAGUCGGAAGAGUUGCCUCUCUUGUCGCGGUUGCCAAGGUUGUUUGGUCGCCUCAGAACACAUGUGAAGAAGUCGCUGAAAUCGUCACCUUUGAUGGGAAUGGUGGUGACUUUUGACGAGUUUUGUGGCGACCUGAUCCAAGAAAUACACGACCUUCAAGGCCUGCAGGUGGACAUGAGUGCUGAGAAAGACAAGCAAAAGUCAGAGGCAAAAGCCAUUGACAUGCGCAAGAGAAAGGGGCUGGCGGAGCUUUUCAAAUACUUGACUCUGAUUGGUCUUUCAUACCGGAAAGGAAUGACAAAAGGUGUUGACUCUGCCUUAAUGAAGGCUCUGGAAGUUGCUCCGCUGGAUUUAGACAGCCAUCAGAAAAAUUCGACCGGUGGAUUAUGGAGCGGGUGCCAGAACUACUACUAUCGCUGCAUCUCCAGACAUGCUCAGUUCCUCAGUGCCAUGCACUCGCCUUCCAAGGAGCUGACUAUGGCCGACAUACAGCGGUGCACCGGCUACGUGGAAUAUUUCUCCAAACUGUACAUUGAGCACCGGAUGACCCUGUCGGAGGUCGCAGGUCAUUUCAUGACACUGAGAAAACUGAUGUCAGCUUUGGAAGGCCUGAAUGUCUCUUCUUUACCUCCUCAAACAGAAGCCUUCCUCUGGGUGAAUCGAGUGAAACAAGUGACCACUCAGCUGUCACAGGCCCUGGCCCAGUUCUCCCUGGUGUUGCAGUCGUGUCCAGGAGUGACCCCCGGGCAGCAGCAGCAGCAGGCCGCCGGUCAAGUUGGUUGCCCCCACCCCUCCCCCAUCCCAGCGGAGAAACUGGCCGAGAGCUGUGGGUGGGUGAAGGGAGAGCUGGAGUGGGAGGCAUGCUGGGCUCAAGUACAGAGUUUGACACUCAAAGUGCAAGAACAGCAAACAUCAGUUGACAAAAUUUUGGACUUGACACUGAUCGGAUGGUCGGAUGUGUCUGUUCUGAAGUCAACAUUAAACUGUUACAACAAUUUCUCUGAACCUCUGACCACCAUCUGCACUCAGUUCUCCUCUAGUCAAAAUGAUCAGUCAAGUCCUUUCACAUCCUCACUCUCCUAUGUUGUGACUGAGAUAAAAUCGACAACCGCUCGUUUCUCAGAAUGGCUGGGAGACAUUCACUAUAACCAGGUGAACACUCGCAGUGCCUCCAAAGUAGGUGCUGGUGGUGGUGGUUCAGUGGCAGGCAGAAGAAGUGCCCGGGGUAAGACUGAUGAUGGGGUUUCUUCCGGUCGACAGAGUGGCUCGGACAGUUCGGCAGAUAAAAGCGCAGAGAUUGUCGGAGAGUUCUUGAAGAAGACGGAGACUUUGGUGGAGUCUGUGCUGCUGAGUGUGCAGGGUGUGGUGCAGAUUGAGGCAGAGGUUGCCGCUGCUAGUGUUGCUGCUGCUGCUGCAGGUGGUGAUGGGACGGCUGAACAGAGCUCAGAUGCCGCGACGGAAGGCCAAGACGCAGAAUUACAAGAGGCGCACCUCACCAAACAUUUGCUGGACAGAGAGACGCACCUGGUCAGUCAGCUCCGCUGUUCACAGACUCUGAGCAAACUGCAGGACCUCAUCACUGACCUCAAGGGGGCCACAGACCAGCCGCACGAAGUGGCACCGUGUCACAUGACCUGUGCGGAGGCUUUGUGCCAGGUCCAGCCCCUGCUGAAGACGUACACCGCGGCUGUGGAGAGACAGCUGGGCUGUGGGGUGCUGCUGCACCGAGCUAUGGGCAAGCUGCUGUCUGUGCUGUUGGCUGUCUUCACAGAGCUGGCACAGAAGGGUUUCUGCAUUCCCCCGGAACUGAGUGAGGAGAUGGAGGGUGAGGGAGCGACAGAGUUUGUGGACGCGGAGGGAGGAGGACUCGGAGAGGGACAGGGAGCUAAGGAUGUCAGCGACCAGAUCGAGUCGGAGGAUCAGUUGGACGAAGCGAAACAAGCCGGCGAGAAACAGCAGGAGGACGACGGAGACCAGCCGGACAUCGACGCUGAGGACAACGCCAUUGAGAUGUCGGACGACUUUGGCGGGAAGCUCCACGACAUGGAUGCCACAGAUGAUAAGAAUGAUGAAAAUGACGAUGACAAGAAGGAAGAAGAGGAAGAUAUGGAGAGACAGAUGGGUGAUGCUGACGGAAACCAGGAGGAGAGAUUAGAUGAGAGGAUGUGGGGAAGCGAUGAUGAAGAGAAUGUGGAUGAGGAAAAAGAAAACAAAGAUGAUGAAGGGGGAGGUGGAAUGGACAAGAAGGAGGAAGAGAUGGUGGCAAAGGACGAUAACAAAAAUGCUCCCGAGGCUAACCAGGAGGAAGACAACGAGAUGGACAGACAAAAGGAGGAGGAUACACAGCCGAAUGAGUUGAUGAGUGAUGAUGAGGAGUAUGACGACAACAAGGUCAACCCUCACCGGCCUGAGGAGGACGAGGAAGAGACGAAAGAUCUGGACUUGGGAGAGGAUCUCAACCUGGAGGGAGAUCAGGAUAAAGAUCAGGACAAUGAGAAAGACAUGGAAACAGAGGAUGUCCAGGAACAAGAGAACCAAUCAGAGAAAGAUGAGGAGCAAGCGCCAGAGGCAGACCAGUCAGAAGACAAGGAUGGGGAUGAAGAUGGCUCACAGGAAACACCUGCUGCUGAAGCGGACAAGGACGAGGAGGCUGAGGAAGACACUGAGGUGGACACAAACACAGACGCACAAAAGCCGGAGGAAGAGGAGGAUGGAAAGGGAGAGGAGGGGGCUUCUGCUCAGGAAGAGGAGGACAAACCCACGUCCCAGCUGAAGAGAGACCAGGAAGAAGAAGCGGCCGAGCCGAGGCCGGGCCAGGACGGGGACUCUGCCCAGGAUGCCGGGAGUGCCACAAACCCAGAGGUGGACACAACGGCUGGAGAGGUGGACCAGGACACGCCCGCUGAGGACACGCAAGACAGGGACGGUUUGGGGACAGCCCAAGCAGAGGCUGAAGAGGGUCACACUGGGCAACGGUCAAGGCAGAGUGCUGAGACGCCCUCGGACGCACAGGACACUCAGAGUCAAAGAAAACCGGGUAAAUCCGACAGCGACCGAACCCUCGGCUCCCACGAUCGUCAGCACCGACGUCUCAAGACCACAGACGAGGCUCGUGAAAAACGUGAUGAGGCUGACGAUGAUGAAAAUGACGAAAAGGGUGAGAAGAAGGAUGAGAGACAUGCGGAGUAUGAGCACGUGAAGGACGCUCGGUCACAAUGGGACGCACAGACGGUUGAUACAGCCACUGCGGAGCAGACAGCUGACAAGCAAGCUGUACCUUCACAAGAGGAGGAGGAUGAGGAGGAACAGCUGAAGGCUGAUGAGGAUGUCAAGAUGGAGGAGGAGAAAGAAGAGGAGAUGGACGCAGAAGCACCGGAGAAGAGAGCGAAAAAAGCGAAGGAGUCGAAAGAACAGGACAGCGGUGAGACAAAGGAAGGAGGGGACGGGCAGGAUGGACAGGCUGUAGAAGUGGAGGGUGACCGCGUAUUGACCAUGACAGUCGACAGAGCCCCAGAGUCCAGCAUCCACACCGUGCUGGAACAUCUACACCUGGGAUCUCAGGUCUCUGAGUUGGACAUUGGUCAGUUGCGAGCAGAUCUGGAGCAGUGUGUCAGUCUGUGGUCUCAUCCAGAGCAAGAAGAUGAGGAUGUGGCAGCGGCAGCGAGUGAGGCGUGGCAGCAGUACCUGGCCGUGACGGGCAGCCUGGCACAGGAGUUGUGUGAGCAGUUACGUCUUAUCUUGGAGCCCUCGCAGGCCACCCAGCUCAGGGGAGAUUACCGCACGGGCAAGCGUCUGAACAUGCGCAAGGUGAUCCCGUACAUCGCCUCGCAGUUCCGUAAGGACAAGAUCUGGCUACGCCGCAGCAAGCCCAGCAAGAGACAGUACCAGAUCAUGAUCGCCGUGGACGACUCUUCCAGCAUGGCUGACAGCCACACCAAGCAGUUGGCCUUUGAAUGCUUGGCUCUGGUGUCGACCGCCCUCACUCUACUGGACGCUGGGGACCUGGCUGUGUGCAGUUUUGGCGAAGAGGUUCGGCUGUUACAUCCUUUUGGUCAACCUCUAACCUCUCAGGCCGGAGGUCAAAUCCUACAGCACCUGACCUGUGACCAGAAACAGACCAAAUACGGACUGCUGUUGGACAGAGCGCUCGCUCUAAUGAUGGAUGCUCGCAGAAGACAGCCCGGCUCAUCGGGGAACUCGGAGACUGCGCAGCUGCUGUUGGUGCUGUCUGACGGGAGGGGCGUGUUCCGAGAAGGCAUGGACACGGUGCGCAGGGCUGUCCGACGCGCGCGCGCAGCACACGUGUUCCUGGUGUUUGUUGUCAUGGACAACCCUGACCAGAAGGGAUCUUUGCUGGAAGCCAAAGUUCCUCUCCUGGAACCCUCUGGAAAAGUGCAGGAAAUCAAGCCGUACCUGGAGUUGUUCCCCUUCCCGUUCUACAUCAUCCUGCGGGACAUCAACGGGCUGCCUCAGGUCCUGAGCGACUCGCUCCGACAGUGGUUUGAGCUGGUCACCGCAGCGGACAGAUGAGACCAAGGGACCAAGUCUUUUGUAUAGAAAUAAAGUGUACUUGCGCGUACGCACUCAUGCAUGCUCGCUGGCACGCGUGCACAUACACACACACACACACACAAUACACACACACACACACACACACACACAGGCACAACAGUGGUUCGAGCUGGUCACCGCAGCAGACGGAUGAGAGCAAGGGACCAAGUCUUUUGUAUAGAAAUAAAGCUCACACGCGCAUGCAUGCCUGUACCCAUGCACGCGCGCAUGUGCACACUCACACAAACACACACACACACACACACACACACACACCAGCGGCAUAAAAAAAAAACUUCCAUUGUGUAGAUAAUUUACUUCUUUGUUGUAUUUUGAAUGGUAUCACAUAUGAAUAAUAGCACAUGUGUCAUUCAUUCAAUGAUUAGACACCAAUGAACAAUACCAUGUUAUUAUACUAUAUUAUGUCUUGGAUUGAAUGAAAAGACAUCAAUGGAUAAUGCCUACAUAGUUAACUAUUUAAUUAAUUUUUUUAAAAUUGUUUCACUAAUGAAUAAUGGCACAUAAUGCAUCAUUGAUUCAAUGAUAAGACACCAAUGAAAACUACCAUGUAAUGAUAUUUUUAAUUGAAUGUUAAGACACCCAAUGAAUACUACCAUGUAAUUGUCAUUAGCGCUAUGAUAAGAAACCAGUAGAGUAAAUAUAUGUUAUUGUUUCAGUUACAUUACACCAAUGAAGAACACUAUGUAAUUAUGUUAUCGGUUCAUUGUCAGGAAUUAAUGAAUAAUGCUAUGUAAUUAUGUCGUUGGCUCAAUGAUAAGAAAACCAGUGAAUAAUACUAUGUAAUAUGUCAUUGAUUCAUUGAUAAAACACCAAUGAAGAUUAGUAUGUACAUUUAUACGUGUUGUUUGGUCUGCUAAUGAAAUAACCUUCUCUGUGUCAUUGUGUAAAGAGUAAAAGUACGCGUGUAAGUCCUGCAGUAAGAUUGUGAGGGAUAAAUGUUCCAACUGUUAGAGGAUUUUGUUUUGUUUUGUAAGUCUAGGAGCUGUGUGGUUUUGAAUCGUUGUAUUUUUACAUGUAUUGUUGUUAUGGUUCUGUUUUUGAUUUGUAUUGUAAUGUUUUUGUUUUGUAUUGUUGUGUUUCUGUUUUGGAUUUGUAUUAUAAUGUUUAGGGGGUUCUUACUAAAGCUAAAGGAGAUUUAGUGAGGACUGCAGGAAUGUACUGUUAUUCCUGGAAGGUUAUGCUACAACCAAACAUUAUAACAGUAUUAGUAUUAGUGCUGAAUAAAUUGAGAUUAUGUAAUAUUUGUAUCACCAUUUUUGUCUUCACUGUGUAAAUAUCCAUGCCUUUUCAUUACAAUACCCAUGAAAUAUGAUGAUAUCCAUACAUUGUAAUACCCAUGCAUUGCAAUAUCCAUGUUUGCCGUUAUUAUUUUUUAUUGCUGGUUAUCCUUUUGGAAUAUAUUACUCAUUGUUUGGGAGAUGUUGUUUUGGUCUUAUUGCUAUAAUUUUGCUUGUUAAAUGCUGAUGGGGAUAGGAGCACAUCUCCAGUAGAAGUGAAUUUUCCAUUUUAAGAAAGUUACUGUGCUUAUCUCUUCAUUUCUUUUAUCCAGUUUGUGCAAGAAUAUUCAUUUUUGUCUGAAUUCAUGUUAUAUUUAAAAAUUAAACACUGCAACAAUUUUAUGUUUAAGGGAACCAUGUCUUUCUGGUAUAGAACUGAAUAAAGAUUUCCCCCCUAUGUUU
Molecule: messenger RNA, 10317 nt
Organism: Aplysia californica (California sea hare)
Lineage: Eukaryota; Metazoa; Mollusca; Gastropoda; Aplysiida; Aplysiidae
Product: midasin
Biological process (GO): rRNA processing; ribosomal large subunit assembly
Cellular component (GO): preribosome, large subunit precursor
Source: RefSeq, a predicted model, not a curated record